This is a messenger RNA of Cinara cedri, 28240 nucleotides long. The record is from the annotation of a GenBank genome assembly. NCBI's taxonomy places the organism in Eukaryota, Metazoa, Arthropoda, Insecta, Hemiptera, Aphididae.
AUCACAAUGUUUUUAGUCUGGUUUGCCCGCCCGAGCACUCUGUUAGUCAGUUGACCGCUCGCAUAACACAUACUUAUCACUACGCUAGGUAGUUAGGUACUACUACUGCCGCCGUUGCCGCCACCGUCGCCGUCCGAUAAGUAUCUCGGUGGAUUUACGGAAAUCGUCCGAUCGUCGCCACCGCUGCCGCCGUCGCCACACCACGAGUCCUGCCGUCCCCCCACGAGUAAGUCGUACCUCUUACGAAAUAUAAUAUAGGUGUUAUAAUAUAAUAUGCAGGGCGAAGUAUUAACGCGUUAAUAUUAUUACACAGACAAUAUUCAAUUGUAUCGUCGCAACGAGCGUGUAGGAGGCGCGCACGUGAAUAGCGCAUAUAUUUUUCGAUUAUAACGUUAUUAGUUGGAUAGAUGUAUGGUAUUCGAUUAACAAUAAAAAAUCGUUACGAUUGUAAUAUUACGCCACUAAGUGUGUAACGGUGAUGAUGGGUAAGGCACUUAUGGUGCGUGCGAGCCGACGCGGGCCGCAAGAAUGAGACGCACGCCUUAUACGCGGUUACUGCAGCGGCGGGUAUUACAUACUUAUAUAAUGCACGCGGUUAUUAAUUAUUAUCAUUAUUCAAAAACUUAUAAUGCGCGCGUUUUUGAUUUCAAAUAUUUUGUCAGACGGUAGGUGUACGGCGCAGUGUUAAAAAAUAAUAAAAUAUAUUAUACAUGCCUACACCUAGUUCUUUGUUAUUUAGGUAGGUAUUUGAAUAAUUGAAUAAUUCAAAAUUGUGUGUCCCACAUCACGUACCUACAACUUACCAAUCUAUAGUAUCUAUCACCGUUUUUCGCAUGCAAGCGUAAAAACGGAAGCGGUAAAAAUGCUUAAACAAAUGACCGAUUAACAAUUUGAUAAUAUUGUAUACUUACCUACCAGUUAAUUCGGAUUGAUUAAAAAUUAGUUUGCUAAUUUAAGUACGUAUUGCACGUAUUAUCCGCUUAACGUUUGUUAAUCAAUACGGCAUAACGGUAUGACAUACGUCAAUAAAAAAUAAUAAUAAAAGUACCUAAUUUUUUUCCAGUGAAAUACGAUUUCGUCAGGUAAAUUUUACUAAACUGUCUGACGUUUCUAGCGAGUACUUAUACAACCUAUAAUUUCUUAGGUUAGUUGUAGGCUAGUUUAAGUUAGUGGUGUGGCUACCGCAGGAGCAACCGAGGUAGGAGUCGUCUCGUAAAAUUUAUUUGGCGGCUUACAUGUGUGAUAGAGACACUGGUGGUUUUCAAGUAUUAGGUAUUAAGGUAAACAAAUUAUGAUUAAAAUGUACCUAAUAAAUUUGAACAUGCACGUGAAGAAGGUCGAAUAGCUAGUUUUUCACGCCACUUUAAUUGACUGCGAUUUAUGUGUCACCUAAACUGACAAACUGAUAAAACUGACAAUAUUAUAACCAUACCAAUUGCCAUUCAUACAUUCAUACCAUUAAAUUUAAAUAUACAUAGUUGGUAAAUACAUAACAAUUACUAUACAAAUUAUUUCAUAUUUUCCUAAACAUGUGGAUGUAUAUUAUAUCAAUAAAAAGUAUAAAUAGAAUACACAUAUGCAUGGUGUUUUGUAAAUGUAAAUUUAUAUAAUUUAAAACUAAAACGAAAGUUUUAAUGUGAUAAGGUGGAGUGGGUUCAUCUUCGUUUUCAAAAAAAAAAAAAAAAACUCAGCCAACCCUGAUCUGGUGACAAUAGGUAUAAUUUCUAUUUUUCACCAUAGAGACGAAACAAAUGUUUUACCUCAUGGCGUUUUGAUGUGUAGUUACGCUACUGAGUUAGGUUGUACCUUUGAUUAUUAUGGAAUUAUUACAAAUAUUAAAAAUGUAUUGGAGGACGUCUUCCAAGUCAUGAUUUGUACGAGCUAAUCUAAACUAAUAAUAUUAUAAAGAGAAAUGAUUUGUUUGUAAUGGAUAAGCUCAAAAACUACUUAACCAAUUUUAAAACUUCUUUCAUCUAUAAAAAGGUUCACUAUCAGUAAGUAACAUGGACUAAAUUUUAUUUCCAAAAAAAAUUAGAGAUAACUACGAAAAUUUCAAUAGUGUAACCCAAGGUAUCAAAACUAACGACCGAUUAAUGCACUGCAUGUUUAUAGAUCAUUACCCAUAAAAAAUGUGAAUUGUAAUAAUCAUUACGAACAUAUUUAUCAUUAUUUUUAUUGUUAACACAGUUUAUUAUUAUUAUUAUUACUCUCUCUUAUCUUUGCGUUACGGGACAGCUUUAUACAUACAAUAUAUAAAAUAGCAUGGCCAAAAAUAACCUGACCGACUGACGAAUCGGGCUGAAAUUUUGCAUACAGAUAACUAUUAUAAUGUAGGCAUUAAUUUUAUUUAACAUUCAUUUUUGGAAAUUCAAUCUCAAAGAGUGUAAAAUAAGGGAUUUAGGUAUUUUUGAUACGAAUAUCUAAUUGUUUAAUUAUUUUAUUUUAUUCAAGGGUUACCUUAUUGAUUCGAAUGAUAAUUUGGUUGUCACGGACAAGAAAACUAUUAUUAUUAUUAAUAUGACUAUUAUUUAACAAUAGCAAACCAUUUCCGAGUCAGUUAGUUGAUCUAUAUUUGUAUAUUUGUGUACAUUUUAUUUAUAUAAUACGUUUAUUUAUUUAAGCUGAAGAAGAUGUUAAUUUCUACUUACACUGUGGGUGAGGUAUUCAAUAUUAAUCGGUAGAUAUUAUAAAAAUCAACGCAAAGAUAUUUGUAUACCAACAAGCAAAUUAUUUCGAAUCGUUCAUUUGUUUGCUUAUUUAAAUAAUUUAAUGUCAAGAAUGAAAUAGACGAUCAUAUCACAACGAAUAUGAUUUUAUAUUGUACACCUAUGUAUAUGUAUUAUACGCGUUUGAAAUUAUAACUACUGGAACGUAAAAGUACACGACUAUAUUGUAUACAAUAAUACAAUAUACUUUUAGAUAGACAUAGAUGUAUUGGACAUAAUUCAGUGUGUAACAAUUUCAUUUGAAAUUUCAAAAUUUCUCUUUCAAAUGUGAACAAUUUGUUUGGAAGUAGGUAUUUGUCAUUUCAGUUAGUUAAAUCUGUUAUUACUUAAGGACAUCUAUACACUCAAUAUAACAAAUGAAAAAUAUACAAUAUACCAAAUUCGUAGGUAGACGAGGAAAUUAUAUUUUUACUUCGUUUAAAAUAAUGUAAAUUGUAAAUACCUAAUUUAGUGGUUUAUAACCACUAAAAUAAUAAAAAAAAAAAAAUGUAUUUUGUACAGAAUAUAUUAUAGAUAUAGGUGUAUCGAAUAAUAUUCGAGUAGGUCAAGUGUGUUCUAUAUAAUAAUAUUUCCAAUUUGAUCACAAAAAAUAUCAUUAAUAAUACCGUGGCUCGUUUUUAAAACUACUAACACGUAUUAGCAUAAUAUCUACUUCUAAUAUGCUAAUAGGCGUAGCAACACGUAAUAAUAUGUAAAUUAGGAAUGUUAUAUAAUAUUAAUGUUAUCAUUAUACAUUGUGGUAGGUUCCUAUAUAUUAUCAAUUCAUUUAAAUGGUUUUAAGUCGUGGCAUUGAUAUUGACAUUCGAACUACUACUCUUAUAAAGGCAGGUAGUUAUAUUUAAUAGUUAUGUAUAACGUAUAUAUCGUUAAAUUAUAUAGGUUAUAGGUAUAUAAUAUUAUAUUGUUAUGUAGGUUCGGUGGGCCUAUACAAGUAAAGUGGGAUAUCUGACAGUUCAAAACUUAUUGUCGUUAGAUAUAAUAAAAAACCACCUUAUGAGCGUGACUUAUAAUAAUAUUCAUUUAUUUUUGAGCAAAUUGAAUCAUGGAUUAUAUGUUUUAUAUAGGACCUUUUUAAAUAUAAGUAAGCUUCUUUGAUAAUAUUAUAGUAGAACACUGUGAAGACUCCUACCUUAACGGUUACAAAAUAGACACCGCAGAUGUUAAUAUUAUUUUGAUUAUAAUAUAAAUAAACGUAUUAACCGCUAUACGCGAUGACUGUAUAUGCAUACCCAAAGCCGUAUCUGAGUGGGUAGAGUUCAACUCCCUAAUUGUUUUCUAAAAAUAUUGUUUAUUACUUUCUAGAUAAAUACUAUGUUCGUAACAAAAAUAAUAGAUAAUUUAAUUUAAACCUCUCCAAAAUAUUUGGUCCAGCUACGACCUUGUGUAUAUUUAAUGUAAUUACUAGUGGGUAUAAUGAACAUCAAUAUUGUAUAAAUGAAAAUAAGUUAACAUUUUAAAAUUUAAUAUAAUUUAAAUAUUUUUUUUUUUAUUUAACUUGGGUUAUAAAUUAUUUUUGUCGUUAAUUUUAAUUAAACUGAACUAGUUUAGAUUUCAUUGAAUUAAUUUCAACUUUUAUAGAUUCUGAAUGAAGCGAGUAAUGUAACCUGUAUUGAUUUUACUGUGGUGUGUAUUGUUUUUUCGGGAAACAUUUUUUUUGCAUAAUAACUGUCUAAAUUGUCCACAGCAAAUCUCAUAAGAGAUAUGAAUGUUUCUCCCGUUGUCGGCGAUACUUUAUUUAAAAAGAUGUUUCUAGAUUUUCAAUAGUUUGAAAAACUAUUAUAUAAAAUUAGAAAAAACUGACAAAAAUGUAUGAUCGGUUUAAUUUUCGUUGAUUUCUCAGUUACCUUGACUACAUGGGAAACAUCUGACCUACGGUAUAACCUUACCAGUUUUCGAGGUCUACGUAGAAUAUAUUUUUUUAUUGCAAUCAUUUAUCCUUAUUUUCAGUAAUGAACAUCAAUUGAAAAUGUACCAAUUUUUGACUGACUUGUAUUAUAUAUUUUAAUCGACAACGAUUGCCUCCUGUAUACAAACUUUAUACUUUAUUUAUUACCUUAUAUAUUCUAAACCUUUUAAACUCGCCACCGACAACAGUGACCUACUUUGCAGUUUGCUCCAUAAGAAGUAUUUUUGGCUUUUUUAAGGUUAAUUUUCACAAACUUUUUAACUUAACAGAUUGGAGAUGAUAAGUUAUAACUUAUAUUAACUUAUCCAUUCAAAUUUAAUCGGUUGCAUUAUGUACAGGAAUAUAAACGACGGAUGUAUUGCAUAAUAGUAUAUCAAAUGGUAAACAUAAAAACUAUCACUAUAAAUCCUGAAAACUUAAAACGUUUAAAAACAAAUUUCAACUUAUUUUAACUGGGUCAAAUCAACAUUUUUUCAUAUUUCGAAUUCUAACUAGACCAGUUGAAACCCCACCUAACUUGUCCAAUUAAAUUUUUCUUUUGUUAACUUUACACUUUUGAUCGUAAGAUUUGUUUUCUUUAUUUAAAAAUUUACGACAAAUACGUCAAAUAAGUUAGUUAUUUAAACUAAUGUACAAAAUAUCUGGACACGUAUUACAAACACAGCGAGAUACUGAAAGCAAUUUUAAUUUGUUCAAUUCAUGAUUAUUAAUUUCAGGUGAUGGGGAAGGGGGUUAAGGAAAUGGUUAAAAAAUUACUGUUUAAAAUGAUGUAGACAAAUCUUUAUUUAAAUCAUUAAUAUCAUGAUAUUAUAAUAUAUAAUAUAAUUAAAUAAUUGCAUUAAAUACAGAGUUCGUUGUUUAAAUUAUAUUCAAAAUAUAAUAACAUAUUAUAUUCUUUACCAGUGGUUCCCAACCUUUUUUUUUCUAUGGUGACUCAUACAUUGACUCUUUUUGGGUAGGCAACCCCUCAUCAAAAAAAAAAAUAAAACUAAAUAUGCCAUAAUGACUUAAUACAUAAUAAGUAAUAAUAUUGAUAUAAAAAUUGCUACAUUAAGAACGUUAUUUAAUUCAGUUGACAUUUUUUUUGACACAAGUACUUCUUUGUGAGGCGUAAAACGUGUUCAUUUAGCAUCUGGAGCUACUUCUUUAAUAGGUCGUACCACACCAAUAUGUUUACCCGUCAUCAAUGCCGCGCCAUCAGUAGUGCACCUAUAUCAGUAGAUAAAAUAUUCUAUUGAGUUAUAAAUACCUGCACAAAUUAUUGUUGUGCUCAAACUAUCAUAGUACAAGAAAUUUUCAUUAAUACUUUCGUCGAAAUAAUAUCUUAUAACUUCAGACAAUAUAACUUUAUUUUGAACGUAUUUACUUUCGUACAACUGAAUAAAAAAAAUAAUGAUAGGUUUUGAAUUUAAUCUGUUUAAUAAUAAUUGUUCUUUUAUGUUUUCGUUAUGUACCGUAGUAAAUGAAUAUUUUACAACAAAAUUAAUUUAAUGAAAACUGUAAUUAUUUUUAAGUGGCGUGUUUAUGAUUAAACCCGUCAAAUCAAUUUCUUUAUUGGACAUAAUACGCCAAUUAUUAUUUGUUGUCUUUGUCUACCUUGCGUAACGAACCGAAUUUAAGUAUCACGUAAUCGAAUAAUCGAUACAGUUUUGCUUUACUAAAGUGAAUUGACCUAUUUUUAAGUUAAAAAAUCCAGUAGGUGUAUUACGGGUGUUAUGUAAAUCUUCUUCACUUAUCAUAAAUGAUACUGGAUGGUGAGCCACUAUGGUAGGUUGGAAAUAAGCCAGGAAGGUUAUAAUAUAGAGUAAUUUAAUUUAUAUCUAUACACAUUAUGUAACGAUGAAUUAUUGUUAACGAAAAAACGACUCUGAGUGGAGUAUUAUAUUUUGUGGAGAUUAUAUUUUGGUCAAUUUUAAUUGAAAAUUGUACAUUAAUUUGUAACUAUACAAAUGCACGUUUUUGGGUUUAAAUUUGUUUAGUAUUUUUAUAGUUAAAACGUUUUGUUCAUAUGAAUCGGAAAAAGCACGUGUUAUUUUGGUCAAUUUUAAUUGAAAAUUGUACAUUAAUUUGUAACUAUACUUUAAUGCUAUUAUUUUUACGUUUACCUUCAAAAUUUGAAAUUAAAAUGUUUAAGAUAAAAUUAAUAUUUUAUGCUUAACUACUGUUAACUAAACUGUUAACUUUCUAUACCUAUGAUAAUUUUUAACUAAUUUACAACAAAAUCAAAAUCGAAAAUAACGAAACCAUUAAUGCUGUACAUUUUCUACAUUUUGUCUCAAUUAUUAUAAAAACUUGUUGGAAAACCAAACCAUGACUUUCUUACUAACCUAAAUUGGUUUUGUUAGAGCAAUAUUUCAGGUUGAAAACUUCAAUCACAAAUAAUUUAAUAUGAUACGCCGCAGUGCGCUGCAUUAAUUUGUUAGUUUUCGUUGUAUGUCUUUUUCUGGGUUUUCCCAAUAAUAAUGAAAACUGUUUGAAAAAAAAAAAAAAAUGAUUUAAUUAUUCACCAAUUAGAUACUAAAUGCAAGAAAAAAAUUUUAAAUUUUGAUUGGAGCCAGAUUUCUGAUAGAAAAGUUGUUUACGGACACAAAAAACACACAUAACAUAGUAAAACCAAUACAAUCUUCGCUACGAGAAUCUAAAAUAUUUGUGAAUAUUCUUAAAGGUUUCGAUAUUUUAAUUUUUAGUAUAGCUACCUAUCUAAAAUAUGCUAGUACCUAUUCAAAUUAAUUUCAAUAUUAUAUGUUAUUCAUCUUUAAGUAAGUCUAAAUAAAUAUCGUUUUAAAAAAAUUAAUAUGUCUAAAACUAAAGAUAAAAUACAAGAUAAGGUCGUGAAUGUUCUCAUUUUUAAACAAAUUGCGAUUAUCCAUAGCCCAUGUCGGUAGGUAUAAUACACUAAUUUUUGCAAGAUAUAGAUAAAGUAAUUAAGUAGGUCAUUGUUGUAAAAGUAAAAUAUAAGGGGUAAUUUAUUUUUUAUACUGUAAAUCAUUGCAAAUGAAAACUGAUUCUGAGUCGAAUUCAGUUAAAUAUUUUUAGUAAAUUUAAAUUGAACAUUGUAUUAAUUUGUAAUCUCAAAUAAAUUAAUAUUGUUUGCGUUUUAACAAAUUUAAUCAUAAAUUUGAACAACGACAUAUAUGCUCAACUCAUUUUUCCGCAUUAUUAUAAACCUUGCAUCAAAGUUUUGCAUUAUAUUGAAAUAAAACAUUUUAAAUAACACUGUUCUAAUAACUCAUUGAUAUAACUGGUUAAAUUUAAAUAAUUUAUUGCAUGUGGCAUUUGAAGUUCGAAUAAUUGAUAUUAAUACAAUUGUUAAUAAAUCAGUAACUAAGUUAAUAUUUGUAUACCUAUGAACUAUGCUGCAACAUAAUGUAUUUAGGAUUUUUCUAUGAAGGGAUGCAUGGAAUUUAAAUUACGUUCGGAAACCCGUGGACCGUAUAUAGCCCUUACUAAAUGCAUUCUUCUACAACCAAAGUCGUUUUAAAUAGUAAAAAGCGCCGGUACCUAAUUGCUUUACAGCAACGAGUAUACGGCCUAAGUUUAGAGUUUAAACCCCAUUGAUUCUAACCCCCUUAAAUACGCCACUAUCGUUAAUUUAGUACCUAUAUAAUUAUAAAUAUACGCAACUUCAUUUUCACUUUAUUGUUUUACAAAAUAAACAAUUUUUAUAUAUUAUAUUAUAUAGAAGACAAUAUAUAGACACAUAUAAUAAAAUUACACUAAUCUUUUUCAUCUUUAUCAUUCAAAUUUCUCAUAUGUAUCUGUAUUAAUUGUACAUAAUUAUAUGUUUAGAUUCAAUAUGGCCAUAGUAAAAACAGAAACAACAGAUGAACUAAUUAAUAGAGGGUUUGAUUUUUUUACAAAACAUUUCCCAGAUAGUGAAAAACCCGAUAGAUUGGGUAUUGGACCUGGAAGAGUAAACUUAAUUGGAGAACAUACGGAUUAUAAUGAUGGAUUUGUAUUACCUAUGGUGAGUAAAUAUUAUAAUUUGUAUAUAUCACUUAAGUAAAAAUAAGAAAGUGUAGUUAUAUAAAUUAUGUACUCCUAUAUUAAAUUCCAUUAAAAACAUUUAAAUGAUUAAUGAAAUACAUACAAUCAAUUGUAUUAUAGAUAUUUUUUUGAAUUAUUUUUUAAUUGUAUACAUGUAUCUUAAAUACCUUUUAACUAUGGAGAUUAAUUUUUAUCCAGACAUCCAGUGAUUAGUUCUACAAAGGUGACUUUAAACGAAACAUAAUAUAUAAUGCUGGAUUUUUGGGCGGAGGGGGAUGGAUGGAAACUCCUACAAAAGUAGGUAAUCUCCUACAAAGAAUAUCAAAACGUAAAAUAAGGUAUUUUAAAAUAAGUAAAAAUCAGUCAUAAACUACAAAAAUCAAAAGCAAAAUAUUACAAUACAAUUUUUUUAAAUAAAAAUAAAAAUAAGUAAAAAUCAGUCAUAAACUACAAAAGGUCAUAAAUUCCUAAACAAACAUUUAUUUACGUUUAUUUUUAUAACUUCCCUUUUUAAUAAAAUCUUAUCGUGAAAUUUUUCUUUCUUUGCCUUUUUGAUCAUUUAUGUACUCAUAUUUUUCAAUUAUUUUUGUCCGCCUAAGUCCUGAUACGUCACUGUUUCUAAUUUUUACAUAAGUUUCCGUCUGUAAAUUUAAUAAAACGUUCACAAAUAAAUGUGAAUUCGGAUGGUGGUGAUAAAAAUUAAUAUUAAAUUUGGAAUGAAAUGCAUUUGUUAUUUUAUUAUUAGACCAUAAUUUUGGAGGAAAAACUGAACACGAAAACGUGUAAUUUUCUGCUGAAUAGCCAAAAUACUGUUCAAUAUUAUCGUCAGAUGGUUUAUUUUCUAAUAAAUCGAAUGCAAAACAAUUUUCAAUAUUAUCGACAUCCGAGAAUGGUAAACCAAAGGUACUAAGCAUAUUCAAAUUUCAGAUUCAUUAUUUUUGUAAUGAUUUGUUAGGCCUAAUUGUUGGAUUUUUCUGAAACAAUUUUGGCACAAAUGAAAAUUACAACCACUUAUUUCCGCUGUUGGCCAAAUAUUUCUGAUUGCAUUAUGAAUUGAAACUUCAAAGUCAGACACAACUAUAGGUUGUUGGAAUAAUAAAUUAUUUUGCAAACAAAUUUCGUUUAUUUUUUAAAAUAAUAAAUUGUAUGUUUGACUAUGUUUGUCAGGAAGUAAAGCAAAAACUAACAGUACAUCAUUUUGAUUUUUUAAACUAUGAAUGGUAAAUAAUUGAACAAAAUAUUUUGUACAAUGAUUGAAAGUACCGUUUACUAAUAUUUUUUCGACAGAACGAAAAAAUUUUAAAUUGGUGAGCUAGAGAAUAUUAUAAUAUUAGUAUCUUUAUAAUUUAAUUAAACGAAUUGUUCAAAGCGGUUUGUUUUUAUGUUCAUUAAAUUUAUAGUAUCAAAAGCUUCAUCAAUACUCGUAGGCAAAGAUGGCAAAAUAUCUUUACGUGUAUUAUAAAUGUUUCUUCUAAUAUAAUUAAGAUCAGUUGUAUUUAAAGUAUUUUCUUCAUUCAAAUUUUUUAUUUCGGUUAAUUUAAACUUUCAAUGUUUUUCAGUAAUAUUGUCUGCACUAACCUUUAUUUUCAGUAAAUUAUUUACUUCUUGACGAUUCAGUGAUGUAUCUUCAUCUUAAUUGUGAUUUAGAACUGCAUUUUUUCAGUUAUCUCGUCCUCUGUAUUAUUUGUGUACAAUUUACUUUUACAAUUAUUGUCAAUGCAACAUCACGUUUUUUGGCCAUUUAUUGCAGUGUAAUGCAAAAAAAAAAAUAAAUUUGUUUAAUAUUAAAAGCUUUUUACCAUUUUGGCCGUACAUAAAUUCCAUUGUAUUCAAUUGUAAUAUUAACUGCAAAACAAGUGCACAAAGUGAGAGAACAAACAACACUGCCAGGAAUAAAACAGUUAUUCAAUUAUUUUGUUCUGCAAUUACUGGUAUGGAUGCAAUAAGCCUUUUAUUAGCGGAAAAGAGAUUGUUGUAUUUCCAAUUUACGGAAAUAACGUAGCCGUUAUCGAAAUGUUUGAGAAUUUCCGAUACGAUGCCUUAUAUUAAUGUUUACCAAAUUUUAUUAUCUUGUAUUCGUAAGUCUCUACGAAUAUUUAUUCAAAAUGCAACAAAAAAGGUCUCUUAUCAUUUUUUCCAUUAGAGAACUAUUUCUGGUAUAAAACGUCGUGCGUGUUCAUUUAAAAUAAUGAAAUCGUAAAAUCAUACGUUUUUUCACACUUAAGUGCAACUAUCUCAAACAAACAUUGUAAAACGAAUACACAUUCCUUGCUACACUUAGAAUAUAAAAUGUAAAAAGAUCUGUGUAGGAGAUUACACCACCUACUUUUAGCAGGUAAAAAUGUAAAAAGGUCUAUGUAGGAGAUUACACCAUUUAUUUUGGGCACGUAAAGAGGGACAAUGUAGGAGUGUACACUAUGUUUUAAAUUCAGGUAGUAAAAAGGUAAUUUGUGUAGGAGUUUACAUGUAGCCGGAUUUUGUAACUUAUAUAGCCGGAUUAGUCACAAAUGUUUAUGAAGAACAAUAAUUUUUAGAUUCUUAGACAAAAAUGAUAGGAAUGAUUAUCUAUUUUUAUUUUUCAGUUUUUGUUAUUUUCAUAUUUGAGACAGAAAAAGGUAAAAAAAAAAAAAGCUUUCCUAAGAUAAUAGGCACGAGGGAUAGGUGGGAAGUUAGGAUAUAGACGGGAAUUUAAUGUAUAUCUGUAAGCAAAGAUUAAUCAUUGCUAACAAAAAAACGAUUCUGAGCGGAGUUCGGUUGAUAGUAUUGCUUUGUCAACAAUAUAUAUGUCAUAUAAUAAUAACAUAAUUACGUAUGCAUUAUAUAUUUUCUUUAAUAAUAUUUGUUUAAUAUUGUAUCUAUCCGUUCUCCCGGUUUUCUUCAGUUUUGCAAUAUGUAUUGAGAAAACUCCUAGGAAAAAAAUGACUCUUUUAAAAUACUUCCCAAGUCAGAUUUCCUUUCAGAAAAAAUGCUGCACUUAUAAAUCGAAGCAAGAUUUCUGGUGGAAAAGUUGUUCACAAAUAAAAGGAAAAUUAAAAAUAAACAUCAUUGUAAUAAACCAAUUCAUUCCCUCGCUCCGCUCAGAAUUUAAAAUUAUAUUUCUACAUUUUACAAUAAUAAUAAAAUAAUGUAUCAAAGAUAUAUCACGUUUUAUUUUUAAUUUUUAUUUAUUUAUUUUCGUAUGACUUAAAAAAAUAAUACAAACAACAUUAAAAACAAUAAAAUCUUAAUUUUACGUAUAGCAUAUGCGUUAUGGUAAUUGUCUAUUUGAUAACAUCAGUACCUGGUAGUGUCUGCCACCAAGUCAAGGUUUUUAAUUCAAUCUACCGGCUUCUUUGGUUGCGUCGAAAAUAGCAUUUAGUCCGCCACUAAAUCUUCUCUCUGAGCAUUCUUGUAGGAUAUGGUUCAUGGUUUGUUCCACUCCGUAGUCACAUUUUUCGCUAUCGCAAAGUUUCUAGCUAUACUAUAGGCUAUUGUAUCUUCCUUUCUCAGUACGAAACCUAUUUAGCUUCACCCGAAGUCGCCUUUCCAAGUUCAUCCAUAGUUAUGGUGUUUUGAUAUUUUGACCAGGUUUUCAUUAACUGGUUUAUUCUUAUUUCACUCACAUAUUAUUCAUAUUCCCAUAGGUUAGAUAUUUUUCUCUCUCUGUUUUUAUUUCUUCCACUUGUUGUAAAAAUCCGUUAUGCCCUUACGUGACAACAAUCUUGGUUUACAUAUCCCAUCUGUAUAGAGUAGAAGGUCUGGAUUGCUAUUGAGCUUUGUUGUAUAGAUGUCACAUCCGCUUAGUGUAAUUGUAUUUUUCAUGAAAUGUAGUCCAUUUCAUGAACAACGAUCAUAUCGCGUAAGUCAAAUUUAUGUUCAUAAAAUGGACAUAUAUUUAAUCGAUUUCAUAAAAUGGAAACUUAUUUUAAACUAAGGUAACUUUUCGUGAAAUCCAAAUAAUAACAUUGAUACGAUCACACGAAUAAUAUUUUUAAAUUAUAGGAAUUAAAAUACUAAGUAGGUACUGUAGAACUUUAGUAACUGUACUACUACGAUAAUAAUAUUAUUAUUAUGUUAUCGAAAUUUGUUAACGAUAAAUAAUUGCAUCAAUUGUAUGAGUGCGAUUCUGCAUUCUGGAAAAGUUCUAUAUUAAAUUAUUUGUAUUUUUAUAUGAUGCCUAUACGUCUUCUGACUUAAUUCGAGCGAUAACCGUUUAUUACGAAAUAAAUAUUUUAAAUAAAAUGGAAUUUGAUUCAUUUUAUGAAUUUUAUGAAAAAUUAAACACUUAAUACGUAGACAAACUCGGGAUAAAAUCAUCAACCAAAAAUGAGGUUCAACCGAUGAUUGAAGAUAAUUUAACAGCCAAAGUAAAAAUGUAAGUAGUCGUUAAAAUGGGUGAUUUACUUUUCGGCCAAUAUCGACCUUACCGUUUACCGCGAGUAUAAUAAUAUAUAUUUCUGGGGGAUAAGGUUUUUUAAAUUAUAUUUAAUGUCAAUGUGAAACAAAACGGUGUGCUUGUUUUAAAGCUUCUAUUAAGUUUAAUAGUAGUUGGCAUAAGUCAUAUUUUUAAUAAUAAGUAUUUACUAGAUUAAAAAUUUAACUUAAUUUAAACUGGUCGUAUUUUCUGAUAACCAAGUUUAUUAUAAAACAUAUUAUAAUUUAAAAACAUUAGAUUCAUGUAAUCGUGUUAAUGUUAUUAUUUCGAUAGUUACUUAUUAAUGUAAUUCAUUUAAAAUAAUGAAUUGGACAUUCAUUAUUUAUAAUUUGAUUUUUUUUUUUUUUUACUCUUGAACAUAUUCGUCAUGAAUCAAUAAUAAAUGAAUAACAGUGUAAACUUAAAUUAUACCGUUGUGAGAUUUCAGUUUAAUUUUUUAUAAAAUCGUUUAAACUAAAACUUUUAGAGUAGAUAUAGAUUUUCACUACACUAAAUAUAUGUUAUAUCAUUAUCAUAAUACCAAAUACUGAAUAUUUCUAUACCUAUACUUAAAUAUAGAGGAGAAAAAAGAAACGGACCUUAUAUUUGGCACGAUAGAUGGGCCUUUGUUGUAGGCGAGAAAUUGGGAAGUUAGAGAGGAAAUUUUGUAAAUAUAUAAGCAACAAUUGACCAUUGCUAGCGAAAAAUGAUUCUGAGUGAAGUUCCGUUAUACAUGUUUUGAAAGGUCGUAAUAUUUACGAUUUGAAAAUAAUACAUUUCGUAAAUUUUUCCAUUUUUCCUACGUUUUUUCCCGGUUAUUCCCACUUAUUAUGAAAACCACUGAGAAAAUCAAAAAGUGACCUUCUUAAUGCAGGUACCAUCCUAGUGAGAUUUUCUUUCAAAAAAAGUGCUACACUUGAAAACCAGAGCAAAAUUUUGGGUAGAAAAGUUGUUCAUAAAAAAAAAUAAAUAAACUUCAUUAUUUCAUUGUAAAACAAAUGCAUUUCUCGCCCGCUCAUAAUCUAAAUUAAAUAUAUGAUAUAUUCCGUAUUUUAAUCUAAUAUACAGUAGGUAUACAGCAAAGUAAAUUUUAACAUAUAAAGUACAUGGCACUAGUGCUUCUCAGUGAUAGUUUAAUGUUAUCCAGUGGUGGGUGUUCAUACCAUCAUGAACCAAAUAUUAGUGCCACUGCCAUUUUUACAAUGACUCAAAAUAAUUUAAAUAAAAUUAAUAUGAUUAUCUAAUAUAAAUACACAGGAAUGAAAAGAAAAUUUUCCCUACAGUAAUACAGUUGUCAUUUGGUGUUAUCCCUUGUCAACAAAUGCUAUCGCUUAUACUAUUUUGAGCUCUUGAACAGUUUAUUGUAUGUUAUAAAAGAAAUAAUAAUAUUUUAUUGAAUAAUGAACAUUAAAGGAACAAUUUUAACUGGACUAUAUGACAUGUACGCCGGAAUCGUUUUGAUAUGAAUUGAUUUAUUAUAUGUAAAAAACGAUAACAGUAUACGUCAUAUUUUUAACAACGUUAUUAAUUUCUUCAGAAAUCGUCGACCGUUUUGGUCUUCAUAAUAAUUCUUUCGAAUUAUGAAUAAAGACCGGAUUUUAUUGAUAUCGCAACUUUUUUUACAAUAUAGAUAAAUCAGAUCUGAUUAAAUAUAUUAUAGCCGAUAUAAAAUAUUCUGCCUAUUUAAUUUUAUAAUGCAAUUUUUUUCGAUUUUCGAUGUUUUUGCGAUUUUCCAACGUUUUAGGCGUUUAUCGUUUGUCUAGAAUUUUCUAGAAGCUUGAAGAGCCUAGCGAGCGAUAAGCGUCUUUUUAUAUAUGGCGGCACCAUCGAGAAUAACUAAAUACAGAAAAUAAAUGCCGGGUAUACCUUUACCACCCGAACAAUUAUUAAAAAGUGAGGAACACGAUUAAAUGCUGCACUUUUUUAUGCAAAUAUUUUUGAAAAGUUUAAAAACGAAAUUGAAAGUUUAACAGAUGAUACUACAAGUGUCGAAAAGAUAAAACAGCUUGUAUAAAAUAAUGCAGUCAAAUGUGGUUAAGCAUUCAUAAAAUUACACUUAUCCGAAUUAUCAAUAAAUCUUAAAAAUUUAGAAGAAUCUAAUAGUGAACUACUCAAAAGCAUGGAUAUUUUUAGAAAAAUUGAAGAUAUUUUAAUUUUUUAAGAUACUCCUGGUCCAAAUGGGAAAUAAAUUAAAGAAAAGUGUAUGUAUGUAAUUGAAAAAAAUAAAGGGUAUAAAACUUUUAAGUCUUACUAUGAAGUCAUGUCAGGUGAAGCAAAUGUUAAUUUAGAUAUAACACCUACUUCAUUAAAUUGUUUUAAAUAUGCACCAAUAACUAGUGUAGACGUAGAACGUAGUUUUUUUUUGUAAAAACAUAUUUUAAGUAAUAGAAGAUUUAAUUUUAAUGAAAAUAAUUAAGAAAUGUAUCUAAUUAUCAGUUUUAAUUAAAACAAGUAACAUUUAUCUAAUUGUUUUCAUAUAACUUUUGCAUUUUUAUAGUGAAAUUUAUUAUGCAAAUUUUACGUAGUUUUUGAUACAAUUAUAUAAUUUUAAUAUGCAAUUUUUGUGUAUUUUAAAUGCAAUUAAAUCCGGUCUCUAGUUAUGGCUAUACUAGCUAUACUAUUUAAUGCUCUCGUAAUUGUUAUUUGCGCAUUGAACUUCCGAUUGUAGGCUUGGUUGGUUUCGUUGUGACUUCACUUGGUUUCCCCUAAGUUUUAAGGAGGAUUUAUGGACCCAUGAAGGAUAGCAAUAGCAAUGAGCGAAGGACAAGAACAAAUAAUGAGCUAGAAUUACUUUUCCAUAAGCCAAAUUUAAUGGAAACAAUAAAGAAUAAGAUACUAAAGUGGGCUGGACAUGCUUAGCGUAGCCAGAAUCCCUUGCUACGCAUAAUAUUAGAACAGGAUCCAACAGGGAAAAGGCCACUGAGAAAACCUCGUAUGAGAUGGAAAGAUCUGGUUAAAAAAGAUAUAAGUGCUUUAGAUGGACCAGUUCGGAAGGAACGAGCAUCCGACAAAGGUGGCUGGAGGAAAGGGUGUUUGAUAGGGAUGGUCCAAGCGGCCAUUUACCCGAAGAAGAAAUAGUUACAAAUUAGUAAAUUGUUUAGUUUGUUUUUUCAAAACGUAUUGAUCGAAUUUUGUUCAGAAUUGGUUUUGUUUGAUUAUUUAUCUUUUCAUAAAAAUAAAAGCAAAUUUACCCUGCAAAUCCUACCUUCCCAAUUUGCCACUUUGAUUGUAAAUUCAUGGUGCGAGUAGGUAUGUCUGUUUUUUGUGAUAAUAUUAUUGUUAAGUAAUAUUCCAUUUGUUCCAGUAAAUAGGGUAAACCAAGCGUUUCAAAUGACUCAAUAUAAACGUGUAUGUAUAAUUAUUUUCUUUGUUUGAGAAUUAAUUAUCUAUUUAUAUUUUGAAUGCAAUGUUAUAUUGUAGUAGUAUGAAAAUGAAACUAUCGAAACAAGGUGGUUCGUACCUGUGCCAGUUUUAGCACCUACUCGUAUUUAAAAAAAAUACGUACUCUCAAUUUAUUCGUUUGUAAUAUUAGUUACCUAAUUUUUAAAUUAAAUUAAUGCAAAUAAUACCGUUUAUUCAUGCAGAGAUUAAGUUCCUAUUUUUCAAUUUAAUACUAAGUGAUUUUAUUUUAAUUUAACUUAAAAUAAUAUAUUGUGAAGGAUUUAUUUCUUUCUAUGUUAGGUUUUCUUCUAUGUAUUACAGUUAAAAUAACAAAGGCGGUAUAUCAAUAUGUCAGUGUAGCAUCCUCUUAAAUUCUUAUUCUCAUCCACAUAACAUUGUACGGAAUUUUAAUAUCGUUUCAUAUUAAUUAUAGCAAGGAUAAUUUUGUUUAAUAUAGUUUUUAUUUGGUAAGUAUAAUGGGGACAAAAUUGUUUUAACAAUCGGAAAUACUUGAAAAUUUAAUACGAGAUUCAUUGUUAAUUGAACAUAAUAGUAAAAAAAGUUGAACGUUACUGCAAUAGUUUUUUUUUUUUUUAUAAGCAUUUUAAAGUCAGAUUUUGACGAAAAUCAUAUAAAUUACGAAAUAUUAAAACAUGUAUAACCGAACUUUGCUCAGAAUCGGUUUUCGUUACUUCGUCAGCAAUGGUUUAUCGUUGCGUACAAAUAUAAAUUAAAUAGCUUCAUGUAUCCUACCUUUUCAACUUACCAUCUACAACAGUGGCACACCUAUCUCCAGUAUCAGCUUUUUAUUUAUUUCUGUAAUCAUAAUUUAAACAAAAAAUUACAAUAAAUGAUUAUUAUUGACCAAAUGGUAUUAAUGGACGUUAACUUUAAAUUAAGUCUUAUAGUUCUUGAGAUUUAAUUAUUCUAUUGAUUAUAUAUUUUCGAUUCAAGUCUUUACCAUUAAAGUUCGUGUAAUAGUGGAUAGGCUUAUCGAAAAAUCGUCAUUUACUUGGUUGUCCUUGUUCAAAUAUAAUUGUAGAGCUCUUGCCACUCAAUCUUAUGAUUUUAUUUUAGGUUUGAAUUUUAUUUACGUGAUGGGCCCUUUGAACCAGGAGCCUCUGAAUUCAGUUCCCAGAAAAUAGUAAUAGGUAACAGAAAAUAGUCCUAUCCGCUACUAAUUUCAUGAUUUAAAAUAAAUAGUUAAUAAGUACUUUAUUUUUAUUCAUUAUUAAGAAUAACAUAAUAUUUCUUUUAAAAUGAGAAUACAAAUAAUAUAGUAAUAACAGUACGUUUCUCAGUCCAACAAUAUUAUCAUUAUGGACUAUGGUAAUGUACCAAAUCAUUAAGGCUUUAUUAUACUCGUUUCUGAAGGGAGGAGGAUUUACACCCCCACCGAAAUGUUUAAAAUAAUUAUAUAUUUUUAUACCAGCAUGAAUAUUUUCAAUCAUAAAUAGUUACAAUUUUAACUAAACUAUUAUUUUGGAUUCAGAGUGGAACGAAGGAGCUUGUAAUUUUACAAAGAUGUUUAUUUUUUUUCUCUGUGGACAACUUUUAUACUGGUAAUUUUGCUCAGAUUUUUUGGUAGAGCAUUUUUUCUGAAAGGAAAUUUUUCUUGAGUGGUACUUUAAUGAAAUCAUUUAUUAAUUUUUCCAGCUAUUUUCAAAAUAAAUGGGAAAACCGUAGAAAAGAUAGGAAGAUUAUUUACAAAAAUAAUGAUUUUAUUAUGUUCAAUUUUGUUUUUUAUUUUAAUUCAGUGAAAAAUAUCCGCGGAGACUUGAAAUUGAAAACGUGGUAAAUUUUUCAAAACAAUUGAGUCAUUUUUAAGUGAUUUAUAGACAUUUUAAUUUUUCGAGUUUUUCACGUAAUGUUUAUUCUGUAGGUACUAUUUGUGGAUACAAUUUUUAAACCAAACAGAAAGCUUGAACAUUUUACACGAGUUUCAUUAUAAAAUGUACUUAGUGGUCAACAAUAAAAAGUUGAGUUUAAUUAAAUUUUUUUUUUAUAAGAAUUUUAAUGUCAAAUUUUCACGAAAAUCGUAAAUAUUACGGCCUUUUAUACAUGCAUAAGCGAACUCCGCUAAGAAUCAUUUUUCGUUAGCAAAGAUUGAUCAUUGCGUUUCUAUACAUUAAAUUCCCCUCUAUAUCCUUACUUCCCAACUUCUCACUUAAAACAGUGGGUCAACCACUUAUCGUGUGAAGUUUGUCCGUCUUUUUUUAUCAUACAACAAUAUUAUUAUAACCACUAUAUUAGAUUGAUAGACGACGUAUGACGACCACUAUCGAUGCGGGUAGGCGACGAUUGUAAUCUUAGGUAUAUUCAAAAUAUUAUCACAAUAUAAAUGUAUAGUGUAUCGUUGUCCACCAUAUAAUGUUUAUAAUUACAAGGGAUCGGAAGCGUUGAAUUUAGACACGGUUCAUUUCUAACGUACCGAUUGGUCUAGCGAAGCGAUAAGAAUUCUGAAAACAUAUUUGAAUUUGUCGUUAAGCCUACUUAAAAUCGACCAUCCCACAAUUUUAAUUUUAAUUUUUUUAAUUACUCCUUUCUAUUGUGGUUUUUUAGGAUUUUGCCCCCUAAAUAAAAUCAUGUAAAAUAAAGACAGAAAAUUACUUCUUCCAAUCCUCUUAAUAUAACUUAAAAUUGAAAAUGAAUAAACGAGAUAAUAAUAAUAUACUAUCAAAAUAUUUGUCUCAACUUCAAAAUAUUGGUUAAGGUGAACGUCUGUCAAGGUAAUUGUCUUAAUUUAAAUAUUUUUAAAAGAAGAAUGUCAAUAAUAAAUUUAGUUUGACUAAAAUUACGAUAUACAUGUUUGGAUCCCCUCCCCCCCCCCCGAAACAAAUAUCUCGAUAUGGUUUUGCACAUCACAUUUAUAUUAAUCAAUAUAAAUUUGAUAAUUAUAUAAUAGAAACAUAUAAUAUUUAACAUGCACAUAAUAUAAAAAAUAGUCACCAGUGUGCUUUUAAUUUUUAAAAAAAUAUAUAAAGUAACUUCUAAACUAGUUUUAGUUUUCUACCUAAAAAAAAUUAUUUCAUAAAUAUAAUUGUUAUAGGUAAAAACAAACCGGAAUAAAAUUAGUGGCAAUAGUUUUUAACUAUUAAUAGUUAAUAAACCAUAAUAAUGUACGUAGAUUUCGUUAGAUGAUUGUAGGAGGCGCCUGUUGAAACCUUUUUUCUUUAAUUAUUUAUCUAUACAUCGGUAAUUCUAACUUUGUUGAUUUUAAUUGUAACAUUUUAAUUUAUCUACCGUCGUAAUAAAUUUAUUUAUAUUUUUUAUUUUGAAUAGUCUUAUUCAAAUUUUUUAUCUUACAAUCAUUGAAUUGUAUUUAUUUAUUUAUUUUCCAGUGACAUUUCAUAAUACUAUGUUAAACCAAAUACUAUGCAGUUUCUGCCGGGGCAUAGUUCUAUAGAAUUUCUUGGUAAUCACAAACUAUAAAAAUAUAUUUAAUUCAUAAUUAAACUCUUUGAGCAUGUACCUAUAUUUUAUUUUUUAUUUUGUUUUUAAUAAUAAUGCCUAGGUAAUUAUUGUAAUUAUUUUUUUGUAGAGUUGAAAAAUGGUAGUCACUAUGUCUGAUAUAUAAUGCACUCAUAAUAAAAAUGUUAAAACGAAUAUUUUUUUUUGUAGAUACAGAUAAAGUGGUAAAAUAUGUUAUUGUAUUCUAUUUGUAUUAAUGAGAAUUUUUGUGUAAAGCAAAUAUAGACAUGUGCAUGGCAAGAAGCUAAGUAGAAAUAAUAAUUUGCAUACAUAGGCUCAACUAAGCGGGGGGGGGGGGCUACGGGGCUUAUCUCCCCCCAGUUAGUUUUAAUAAUGGUUCGUCUUUUUUUAAUUGAACUAUUUUUAUUCAAAUCACUUUUCAUAAGAGCCUCACCCGCCCUUGUUCGUAUUAUUCAUUGUGACUCGCAUUGUCACGUGUGAUUUUUGGAGCUACCUUAUUAUUCGAGUAUUUAUCUACCUACCAGGAAAUAGUGUUCAUGUUGUGUUGUACUUGUAGGUGCCUACUUAAAUAUAUCGUGUAGAAAAAAUGUAAUAAUCAGUUGAUUAUAUACCAGUUGAUUGAGAUAUUAUAAAAUGCUAAAAUCAUAUGUAGCUAUUCGAGUGUGUAUAAUCUUCAUACUUAUACUAUUGUAUCAGCGAGUAUUCCAACAUUAAUUUAUUAUUAAUAAUUAAUAUUAUAAAGUAGGUACUAUUAAGUACUUAUUGUUUUGAUUUUUUGUUAGCUGUAGGUAGUUAAGUAUUAUUAUAUUAUAAUAUGACGUAUCAGUUUAAUAUGUCUUAGUCGUUUUACCUCGUACCUACCAAGUACCAAUUAUACAUAUAUAUUAUUUUGCAACGAACACCGAACCGUUAACAGAGGGGAGGAAACAAUUUUAAAUUGUUAAUAAAAUGUAUAUUAUAUUAUACAGGCAUUACCGAUGGUGACCAUCAUGCUGGGACGAGCUAACGAUACCGACACAUGUCGCGUAGUUACUGCGUGUAACGAUUUCCAGGAAAUCGAGAACUCGAAUAAAACCGAAUUUAAAAUUCCUACCGUCAAACCACUGUACGUGGGCACACCUAAAUGGGCCAACUACGUCAAAGGAGUGAUCGCAUGCUUCCAAAGUGCGUACCCAUAGGCACGUACUGUUUAUUUGAAUAAGUAUAAUACGUUGUUUAAUUAGUUUGGUCAUUUACAAACAAUGAUAGUCGAUGCUUUAUAAAUUAGUGACCAUUAACCGAUGACCGGUACGUAUAUAAUGUAUUAUAAAUAGUAUAGGUACACCAUUACUAAAUUAUUUUCGCUUCAUUUCUCUAAAAAUCGAUGUAUGUACACAAUAUUAUACUGAUUACCAUGAUUAGGUAUAUUAUAUUACCCAUAAGAUAUUAUUAUAAUUGAUAUAUUAUGUGUUUGAAAUGCUGAAAAAAACAGUUAUGGAUGUAUUAUGAAUAAUAAACUAUAUAAUAAUUCUUUCUAUUGCAUUAUAUAUUCAUGCGACAUAAUAUAUAUCGAUAUAAUAACACUGAAUUUUCGUUUUCAUCUCCCACAGGUAUAGUGGUAGGUUUCGAUGCCGUAAUUUUAUCGAGUGUACCCUUGGGCGGCGGACUGUCUAGCAGCGCUUCCCUAGAAGUAGCCACUUAUUCGUUCAUCGAAGCCAUUACCGGAAACAUAACCAUCCAGUAAUACAAAUAUAUAGUGACCAUUUGCGUCAUUUGCGAUUUGGAGGAUGUACGUCUUAAAACCGUAAUUCAUACUUUUUAGAUUAGUACACAAAGCCAUGGUAUGCCAAAAAGCCGAACACAUAUUCGCCGGAGUACCUUGCGGAAUAAUGGACCAAUUUAUUUCUGUAAUGGGAAUAGAAGGCCAUGCUUUACUCAUAGACUGCAAGUGAGUACCUAUUUUUGAGAUAUCAAUACAAUAAAAUAUCUUAUAAUUUUAAUUAGAAUAAAUACUUAUAUUACGUUUAUUUUUAGUGAAAUACCCCAUUCAAUAAAACAAAAUUUAAAUAAUGUCCCUACAAAUAUGUACAAAUUGUUUUUUUUUUUUUUUAUAGCUAGUAUAUUAUAUACAUAUACAACCAUUUUAAUACUAAACUGGUAGUUUUAUCAUAUCUGUAUAAGACGAUUAGAACAUUCGUUUUGACUAUUUAAUUAUUAAGUAAUAUACUUUAUCUAAAUUUGCAUAGAUCGUUAAACUACGAUCCCGUUCCACUGACUGAGUCUAAUUACGUGUUUUUGAUAACCAAUUCAAACGUCAAUCAUGAGCUAUCUAGUAGUCAAUACCAACUGAGGCGAUAUCAGUGCGAAGAAGCCAGUGACUUAUUGAACGUCCCAAGUCUUAGAUCGGCAACGAUGGACAACUUAAGCAGUAAAGUCAUACAUAUUUUAAUACAAUUUCUAGAGUAAUAAUUUGUGUUAAUAAUUUGAUAAAAUAGAAGUACAUUCAAAUGGUGAAAUUAAUGAAAUAACAUAUAAACGAGCUAGACAUGUAAUAACAGAAAUUGAGCGGACUAAAACUGCAGCCGAUGUAUUAAAACGAGGAGAUUACAAAACGUUUGGUCAACUUAUGAACGAUAGCCAUAAUUCUCUAAGGUAAUUUAAUAUUAAAUUGUUUUAUUUGUCUUAAUUUUUAAAACUUCCAAUAUUGUUUGUUAAACGAUUUACCGGAUGCAAAUUAUACUAUAAUGAGGAUACAAAUCAAAAAGUUAAAUCAGAUUGAUACAGUGACAGCCGCAUGGUCUCAUCAAUCGUACACAUGGCACCCCAACCAUGCAAAACUUACAACUUAAUAAAACAAAAAUUAAUUAGAAAAACAAAUUCAAAAUGAAUUAUGAAAUAAUAUAAAUAAAUCAUCAUAUUUACUAAAUUUCAUCUAUUUACAAUUUACAUAUUAAAAAAAAUAAUGCCGAUAAACCUAUUUAAUUUCCAAAUUAUGAAACCUAUAUUUACAGUACCUAGUGUAAUUGAAAAAUAAAAAAGAGGCAACAUCUUAGGACUUAAAUAAACUAGCAUCAUUUGUGAAGAUUGAACUCAACCUAAUCUAUUACUUUCCACUCACUGCUCCCUUACACCACUUUUGAAAAAUAAUUCAAUAUAAUUAGUAAUUAAAAAAUAAUAAUAAUUAAUAAUACUCCUGGUCCUAGUUUUUUUAUUUUGUAUACAUAUAAAAUAUAUUUUAUUUUCCACUAGCUGUUCCACGUAGGUUUUUACCUGCUUUAGCUUGCAUCGUUAGAAAAAAUCUAAUAUUAAACUUACAGUAUGUACAGUUACGUAUAGUAUUUUUGUGUUGGGAGAGGGUAAUGAAGCAACAAAACAAUCUCACAUAUGCAAUCUAGAUUAUAAUGCAAUAGAUAUAAAUUGCAUGCAAUUGAAAUUCAUAUUUCCAUGAAUUUAAGAGGAAGCCACAUACUCGUUUUUGAAUAUGAUAAAAAUGCUCACUUUGAUUGCAAAUAAUUCGAUCCAAUUUUAGGAAAAACAUACCAAUUGUAAUAAUUAAAGAAGACAACAUUUUAGAAGGCACUACGGAUGUUUUUUUCGAAAAACUUAUUUUUUUAAAAGUUAGAAGCAUUUGAAAAUGUUAAACUUUUAGAAGAUUUUGAGUAAUUCAUUAAUAAUAAAUAAUAAUGGAAAAAACAUCCAUAGUGUUCAUAAACAUCCCUCGAAAAUAGUAUCAAAUGUUCAUAAUAGGUACUUUGGCUAUAAAAUUAAUGUGGAAUAAAUUUUUGUUCAAAAUGAACGUGGUUUUUUGUGCAAAUUAAUACAAUUUUGUUUCGUUGUCUGCUGCUCCAAGCGGCACCAAUGUUGUGGUCCACAGUGGUGGCUUGACUCCAUUACAACGCGACACGCAGCUAUUAGGAUUUGUGACUAGCUUAUCGACAUGAGUUAUUGUGCGUGCGGGUACCAUAGACAUAUUAAUAAAUGGACUGCGCUUAGAGAAGGAAACGUGGAACCUAUAUUAAGUGAAAGAGAUAGUGCUAUUUAGGGGCAGUUAUGGAAAGAGUGAUUGAAUAUUUUAAUUUACAGUAUGAACGUAUUAUUACCUAUUUAUCAAUUUAUUACGUAAAUUUAAUCCAUCAGUGGAAGUAAUAACAAUCAUUUUCAUGGCGAAAUAAAGAUUUAAAACGAUUUCAUCCAUGGUCACCCCCGUACUAUUGUUAUCCUCACUCAAUAUUGUUCACGAACAUCAAAGAUGGGAAGUGAAGAAAGCACAGUAUAUUUAUUAAUAUGUCUAUGGCGGGCACUAAGUUAUUGUAUUUAGACUGUCAAACCAGAUCAUCCGUGAUGUUGAUAAAAAUAGUAGGACGCCGCGCCUCGUAGUCGACAAUAAAAUUAUGAUUUUACAGGCAAAUUGCGGAUGAAAUAUUAUCUAGUCUAGAACUCUAGAGUUAAUAAAUUAUUAAAAAUCGAAUACGCCAGCAAUCACGUAAAAAAACCGCGUGAAUGAUCUCAGGUAAAAAAAAAAUAAUUUCAAAAAACCAAAUUAACACAACAAAUUCAAUUUAACGCGUUUCCCCGUUUCUACCCGCGUCCCUAUCACGGUAUUCUACUAAAAUCUUCGAAGAAAAAUGUUCCAAGGAUAAAAUGUCAAAGAUAAAUGUUCGGAAGAAAUAAGAUACGAAGUAAAUAUAUCCGGAGAUUAACCAAAAAAAUGCACAUCAUAGUUAAACUAUAGAAUAUAUUAAAACCAACACGUUAUAAUGUAGAGUCCAACACGUUAUAAUGUAGAGUCCAACACAAAUUGAGGAAAUAAAAUACAGAAAAACCUCUUCAUAACGGAAUCGCUCGGUACCAAAUGAUUUUUCCAUUAUAAAGGAGUUUCCGUUAUAGGGAGAUUAAAAUAUACGGGAUAAAGGUUAUACUGCAGAACUGUUCAUAUUUUCCUCCGAAUAUUUUCCUAAUAUUUUCGGACAUUAUUUUCUAGAUCCCAUAUCACAAUUAACUGUUGUCCCUAUUAAUUUAUCUCCUAAAAAGGUUUUGAUUUUUUUGAGCGAAGCUAGGUAUUUUUGUUUCUGUAAACUACUUGUCUACUGAUUGUCUUGUUCCAAUCAAAAUUGUGUAGUAAAUUUCUUAUGGAAUUUUUGAUUAGUUGAUGCAUUAAGAAAGUCUUUUUUUUAAUUUUCUUAUAGUUUUUAUAAUAAACAGGAAAAUUGUCAUUUGUUUGGUAUAAUUUUUGUUGACUUCUGGGUUACCUUGAUAUCAAGGAAAAAAUACUACAAAUAAUGUUCUGUUCAGAAUCGUUUUUCGUUAGCAACGGCUUAAUGUUGCAUACAGUUAUAAAUUGAAUCACUCUAUGUAUUCUUCCUUCCAACUUCGAAUAGAUUUUUUGGAAUUAAACGUAUUCGUAUUCACAAACGGAAUUCGACUGUGCCCUUCAAAUGUGGAAUUCGCUAGCUAUUGAUACACGUACAACAGCCAUAACGUAAUACUAUUUUUCUUAAUAUCAUAUCACCGUAAAAAUCAUUUAUUUCACCAUUUGUAUUUAGUACGGGUACCUAUAGCCUAUAGGUAUUUAUAUAGUAUAGCAAUAUUAAUAUUAAUACAUAUAGUCUAUAUAUUACCUAUAUUACAGCUGAUAUUUAACUAAAAAAUGUUAUAAGCGUGUCGUUAAACUGUAAUUUUAUUAUUUAUUAAAAUAGGUAUCAAUAUCAACUAUUCGUUACAUACAAUAUAAUAUACACUAAAAUAUUGGUUCCGCCUUUUUAUACAGAUUUGUUUUUUUUUAUUAUUAUUAUUAUUGUUAAGGUUUUUAUAGUUUGUUACAUAUCGACACGCAAUGCAAGGUCAUGAAAAAAAAAAAAAAACAACACCCACAAUUAUUUAUUUAUUAUGUUUCGUAAAAACAAUUUUUUUUCCCUCAAUUUUAGGAUCUCGCUCUAGUAUUGGAACAAAUUAAUGUUUUUAUCUGCCGUAUUUGUUUAACUAUUGUAUAUUAUAUAUUAUCAUAAUUUGAACAAAAUAAAAAUUUGAUGAAAAAGAAUAUUGUAAACUAGUAAUUCGUUGUAAAUCGUAUUAUUUGAUUACAUUAUUUUUCUUUUCUAAACGAUAAUGUCUAUAAUUUUAUAAUAAAUUAUUGUUGUAUGAUAAUUUUAAUACUUAAAUCACAAGUAUAUUGUAUGAGUUCAGUUGUUCAGUACCUACUGAUAGUGAUGCAUUUUAAAACCAUAUCAGCAAAAUUUACAUACAGAGAGUUUUCAAAAGCAAUCAUUACAAUUUAAUAAUAUUGUGUACUAUUAGUACGUACCUAUUAUACAAUUCCCCACUCGUAUAUUUUAACGAAUUUUAAAAAAUAAAAAAAAAAAAUAAUAUUUGUUCUGACCUAGUUUAAAUUGUAUGAUUUACAGUUAUCCAAUAGCACCUAUACUAAUAAGUGUAUAGUAUUUUUUUUUCAAACUAAUAAAACAAAGAAAUAAUUUUUAAAUAUAAAUCAUUUGAGAUUUCCAGUAUAAUAGUGAGAAAUGUAAUGCAUUUAAUAUAAUAUAAUGAUGCGUGCUUUUUAGAUUUUUUUCUUUUCAGCUAGUGAACAACUUACAAAUCUUUCCCAAUCAUCAACUUCAAAGGUGAUUGUUUCUUUUAACAAAUUUUGUCUAAAUGGAGUUUCGAGGAGGUCAUUUUUUGAUAUUCCUUGUAGUUUUCUUAAUAAUUAGGAAAAACCGGGAAAAAAUGUUAAAAAACGAGAAUACUAUAUAUACAAGUACUUUGACAUGAUAACGGUUUCUAUUAUUUUAGAUUUUGGAUUCCCAAAAAUUCUCGAAAAUUUUAUACAAAAUUGAUUAUAAAUUGUUCUUAUAUAUAUAUGGUACUAUACGAAUACAGAUUUCAAAAAUCUGUAUACAGACAAGUCACUAAUUUUUUUUAGCGUUUAAAUUUUGAAAGUUUAAUUUUUAAUCAGAAUCGUAAAAAACAGGGUAUUUUGGGUGAUGUUUUACGAUUUAUGUGUGGGUAAAACUUUUUGAGUCUAAAAUAUGCACACAAAUUUGAGAUGAAAAAAUAAGGACAAGAAUAUUGUCUAAUAUAAUAAUAUCUGCAAAUGUAUUUUGUAGUUACAAAUUAAUACAAUUUUCAAUUUAAGUUUAUCAAAACAUAUCUAAACCAAACUUUGUUUUUCAUUAGCAAUUAUUUAUCAUUGUGUACAGAUAUAAAUUAAAUUAAAUUAUCCGAUGUAUCCCAAUUCCUCACUUACUAUCACAAUGGCACACCCGUGGUGCGAAGUAAGUUUUUUUUAAAAAAUCGAACUAUAAAACGUUUUAAGAGGGACUGAAUAAAAUCUGAAAAUUAUUUUUUUAAACUCAGAGUGCAGCAAGGAGGAAUGUAUUAGUUUUACUAUGGUGUGUUUUUUUUUAUAUCUGUAAACAACUUUUUUACCGGGGAUUUUGUUCCAUUUGAAAACUUUAUAGAAACUUGUUUUUAGUCUUUUUAAUCUGAUUAAUGUAUUGAGGGUUGUAAAAUUAGUUAUAUUAAACACCUAUAAUAGUAUUAUCAAUAAUAGUUAACUAUUUGUUAAUAAAUACUGCAGGUAUUAGGUUUUAAUUUUAGUUAUCUAAAAAAAAAUAUGCUAAUACAUUAUUACAAUGCGUGUAAUAAAAAUAUAAUAAUAUUAAAGUAAGCUACAAAAACUAUAGGUACUUCGCACUGUAUGUUAGAUACACUGCAGUUUACAUAUCAACACUAAUGUAUAUCGAGUACUUAUAAAACAAACAAAAUUACGAAUCAGUUUGGUAUAUGCAAUUAUUAUGGCAUAAUAAAAUAAUAUUUUGUUAUCGUUUUUUAGUUUUUUAUAUGGCUAUAAAAACCUAUACUUUCACGGAUAUGUAUUAUGCAUAUCAUAAAUUAUUUAAUAAUAAAAAUAAAUUCGUGAUGUAUAAUAUGUUUUUAUGUUUAUAGAGACGAUUUCGAAGUGUCUUGUCCGGAGUUGGAUCAGUUAGUAGAGUUAGCCAGACGAGUGCCAGGUGUCCUUGGGUCUCGUAUGACUGGUGGAGGUUUCGGUGGAUGCACAGUCACACUGGUAAGGAUGGAUAGUCAUUAUGUAAUACAAAUUAUAUGAUCACGCUGUAUCUAAUAAUAAUAAUAAUUAUAAUGAUAAUGAUAAUAUUAUUCCUAUUAUAUAUAUUUUCAGGUAGACAAGACUGCCAUUAACUCGGUUGUUAAUGUCAUUAAUUCAGAAUACAAAGGAAACCCUAAGUUUUAUACGGUUCUACCAUCGUGCGGAGCGAAAAUUGUUAAACUAUAGUCCAAUAUGGUCUCAAUAAUAACCGUUUAAAGUUAUAUUAUUUGUUAUGCAAUUGCCUAUUGAAUAUUAUUGCUCAUGUAUUUAAUUGUGUACAUAUUUUAUGAUGAAUAUUGUUUUAUCUUUUAGACGUGUUUUUUUUUACGAGAUAC